Topomyia yanbarensis is the source of this 734-nucleotide messenger RNA. RefSeq names its product liprin-alpha-2-like. The record is from RefSeq and is a predicted model, not a curated record. NCBI's taxonomy places the organism in Eukaryota, Metazoa, Arthropoda, Insecta, Diptera, Culicidae. Gene Ontology annotation, biological process: synapse organization. The transcript is spliced from 2 exons. Gene Ontology annotation, cellular component: presynaptic active zone. The coding region runs from base 75 to 710 and encodes 211 amino acids.
AAGAACGCCACGGUUCUGCAGAUGAUAGAAUAUCACGUCUAGAGGCAAGUUUAGAAGAAAAAAAUGCGGAGUUAAUGCGUUUGAAUCAAAGACUGAAAAUGAAUGAAGAGCACAACCAAAGGUUGUCUUCAACGGUUGAUAAAUUGCUAUCUGAAUCCAACGAUCGGUUGCAAGUUCAUCUUAAAGAAAGAAUGACUGCUUUAGAAGAAAAAAACACUUUGACUCAGGAGCUAGAUAAAGCUAAAAAAUAUGCAGAUGAAUUAAUCCAUGAAAAAUCUGAAAUCAUCAAAGAAUUGUCAAAAAGCAGACUAGAGAUGGAAAAUUUCAAAAGACAAUUAUUACAACAGGAAAUAGCAUUUAAUAUUCAACAGACCGAAGCUUUAACCAGGAGUUUAUCACCUACUAAUGUUUCCGAAGCUGAUCAUUUUCCUAGAAGUGCUUCGCAUUCUAGUUUCGAUGCGCUUAACAUCAGAAGAAAAAAGAUACUGGAUGAAGAACAUUUUACAAGAUCACUAGCAGAGCAGGAUUGGGAAAAAAUACAACAAAUUACAAGCACACAACAUUGUGAAGAUGGCACUAUGGAAACUGAAGACACAGAUAGUUUGUUCAGUACUACUGAUGUAAUAUCUCCAAGCGAACAUACCGACGCUCAAACUCUUGCCAUGAUGCUUCAAGAGCAACUAGAUGCCAUAAACAAUGAGAUACGGUAAUUUAGAAUAUCACUUCUAUAGUUU